This is a messenger RNA of Emys orbicularis (European pond turtle), 902 nucleotides long. It is a transcript of the gene SLC25A10, whose product is annotated as solute carrier family 25 member 10. The coding region runs from base 1 to 861 and encodes 286 amino acids. Gene Ontology annotation, biological process: phosphate ion transmembrane transport; succinate transmembrane transport; thiosulfate transport. Gene Ontology annotation, molecular function: malate transmembrane transporter activity; succinate transmembrane transporter activity; sulfate transmembrane transporter activity. The transcript is spliced from 11 exons. The record is from RefSeq and is a predicted model, not a curated record. Lineage: Eukaryota; Metazoa; Chordata; Testudines; Emydidae.
AUGGCGGAGAAGCUCGUGUCCCGCUGGUACUUCGGGGGCCUGGCCUCAUGCGGCGCCGCCUGCUGCACCCACCCGCUGGACCUGCUCAAGGUGCAUCUGCAGACGCAGCAGGAGGUGAAGAUGCGCAUGACAGGCAUGGCGCUCCGUGUGAUCCGCACUGAUGGCUUUCUGGCACUCUACAACGGGCUCAGCGCCUCGCUCUGCCGCCAGAUGACGUACUCCCUGACCCGCUUCGCCAUCUAUGAGACCGUGCGGGACCGCGUGAGCCAAGGCACCCAGGGACCUCUGCCCUUCUACCAGAAGGUGCUGCUGGGUGCUGUGGGAGGUUUCACUGGUGGGUUUGUGGGGACCCCGGCAGACAUGGUGAACGUCAGGAUGCAGAAUGACAUGAAGCAGCCGGUGCAUUUGAGGCGGAAUUACUCCCACGCCCUGGAUGGCAUGUACCGAGUGCUCCGUAAGGAGGGCUUGAAGAAGCUGUUCUCAGGUGCUACGAUGGCGUCGAGCCGAGGGGCCCUGGUCACCGUUGGACAGCUCUCCUGCUAUGACCAGGCCAAGCAGCUGGUUCUCACGACCGGGCUUCUCUCCGACAACAUCUUCACUCACUUCCUGGCCAGCUUCAUUGCUGGUGGAUGUGCCACGUUCCUCUGCCAGCCCAUGGAUGUACUCAAGACCCGCCUGAUGAAUUCGCAGGGAGAGUACCGGGGUGUUGUCCACUGCGCAGUGGAGACCGCCAGGCUCGGACCGCUGGCCUUCUACAAGGGCUUCGUUCCUGCUGCCAUCCGCCUGGUGCCUCACACCGUCCUCACCUUCGUCUUCCUGGAGCAGCUGCGCAAGUACUUUGGGAUCAAAGUGCUGGCCUGAGGGGGGAAGGGCCCUGCGCCUUCCAGACCCGGCUCCUCCCG